AUGGUCACCAGCACCAUCUACAGCACCCAGAUCUUCACCAAGACUGCCUGCCCUUCCACCGUCACUGACUGCCCUGCCAAGUCCACUUCGCUCGUCACCAGCGUUGUCCCCGUCGGCACCACCGUCUGCCCCCAGAGCGAGGUUCCCCAGCCCACUCCCACUGCUGUCACCAGCACCUACCCCGUCUCUGAGGUGACUUCCGUCUACACCGAGACCCUCGUCUACACCAUCGGUGUCGGCACCACUGCCCGCCCCGUCACCACCGAGAUCACCACCACCUCGACCUCCACCCAGUACAGCACCGUUGUUGUCACUGUCCCCGGCUCCCAGUCCACCCCUGACGUUCCCUCUGACCAGACCAAGCCCUCUGGCCCAGCCGGUGGCGAGGGUUACCCUACUGGCCCAGCUGGCGGUAACGGCUACCCCACUGGCCCUGCCGGUGGCGACAUCACCAGCACCAUCAGCUCCACUUCCACCUCGACCAAGUACAUCACCGUUAAGCCCACUCCCUCUGGCGAUGUCCCAGUCGGCUCUGACUCCUACCCCACUGGCCCUGCCGGUGGUGCUGGUGCUAGCCCCUCCCCCUCCACCCCUGCCGGUGAGGGUGACGAGUGCGCUCCCGUUACCGUUACCGUAACUGCCCAGGAGACCAUCACUGUCACCGCCGGUGGUGACUACCCCGCCGCUACCCCCGACUCUGAGCAGCCCACCUACCCUGCCAGCACUCCUCUUGUCCCCGCUGACCAGACCUCUGGCAUGCCCCCUUACCCCACUGCUCCCUACGGAAACAGCACCAUGCCCUACGUCCCCGUCGGCACUGGCCCCGCUCCCGUCCCCAGCAUGGCCACCUCUUCUCUCCCCAGCUUCUCUUUCGUCUCUGAGAACUCCAAGCCCACUCCCAGCACCCCCGCCGCUGCCUCUUCCGCCCCUGCUGGUG
Molecule: messenger RNA, 937 nt
Organism: Bipolaris maydis ATCC 48331
Lineage: Eukaryota; Fungi; Ascomycota; Dothideomycetes; Pleosporales; Pleosporaceae
Source: RefSeq, a predicted model, not a curated record